Cylindrotheca closterium is the source of this 1842-nucleotide messenger RNA. Lineage: Eukaryota; Bacillariophyta; Bacillariophyceae; Bacillariales; Bacillariaceae. The record is from the annotation of a GenBank genome assembly.
AUGAAUUUACAACAUGAUGGCUUUCUCGCCCUGAUUCAGCAAUCCAUUGACAUGAUUCCAACUACUUUCAACGAAAAUGAAAACCCAACAACUGCUCUCACCACCACAUUCCGUCAUGAUCAUUCCAAAGUGCUGCCAUCCCUCAAGGGAAAUUUGCACAAGAUUUGCUUUCAAAAGAAACGACUUCGAGCAUCCCUGAAACAUUGGAUCAAUUCCAAAGUUCUUGGGGAUUGCAAAUGUGUUUCGUCUCAUGCUGCUUAUCUGGAUCGGGUUCGAGGAGAAUUCCAAUCUGCGGAUAAGCAAGACGAACCAACACAAACAAGAGAGGCGAGCGAGGAUCACGAUGGAGAAACAGAUCCAAUAGUUCCCAAUCGUCUCAAAUUUCUCGAUGCAAACACCGUGGACGAUUUUCCCGGUAUUGACUGCAUCGAUCCAGACCAAUUUCUUGACAUACUCAACGGAGAUGUCCUGUCUUUGGGUGUCAUUGAUGACAAGAAUGACACGAUUAUCAAUCCAAACAACCUGAUGGAUUCGGCUACUCUAUUGAUAUGUGCCGCACGACUCUACCGGCAUUUGCUGUGGAGAAAAUGCUUUCUGGAUCAGCUGGAUGCUACCACUGCCUAUGGAUUUGUCGUCAUUUGUGGGCAGGGGCCUGGUGGUGAUGACUACUACUUGGUCACGCACAAACUUCAAAUGGACUUGCCGUCAUUUGCAUCUACUAGUACCAUCGGAGCCAAGGUACCCGUACAGGUAGAGUCCCAUCACGCUGGCAUUUCGGUAUCUGAUUCACAACGUUCUGCACUCGAUUUGUUGAACGAUUUGGGAAGCUUUCUACUGACGCCUCAUCGCUCCGUCAUGGAGGUCAAUAUUACAUCAUUACAAGACAAUCGUCAUCUAUCAACCUCGAGUAGCUUUCUGUAUCCUGGUCCUGUCAUGCUGCUUCCUACCGAUUUGCGGCGAAGACUACAGCAGGAAGAAAAAUAUCCAUCUCCUCAAUACAAAGUCAUUCCUACCAUUACUGGAUCGCUUGUCAUUCGUUGCAUAAAUGUGGUGGCUGUGCAGGAACUUGUCGCCAUCAACCUUGAAAGCAACACUAAUAGCAAUGAUAGUGAUCCAAUUGCAUCUACAGAUGCAUGGUAUAUCAAGUGCAAAACGGCUCUUCUCUAUGGUCCAUAUUGGGAAACGAGCAAGGUUGCGAUCAAUGAAACUAGACGGCGGUUGCAAGCUCUAUUGAAAAAAAACAAGAGAAAGACUCUUUCCAACAAACAAAUCCAAGUGGCCAAGGAUUGGUUGUCUAUGCACCCAUUUGAUGCCAUUCACGAGUCACAUAGGAGUGUAAUUGUGGUUCGGGACAUGGGCAACGUCUUUCAGGGCCAAUUGUGCUGGAGGGACUUUGUGGCUGCAUUCGAAUCCCUCCUGGAAGAUACAUUGAUACUUCAAAAUAUGGUACAGCAAGUCCACGGGGACAUUCAUGGUGGUAACGUGCUCCUAUGUCACAAAACUUCCAAAGAACAUCCGCCAAAGCUAGUGUUGGUGGACUGGGACGAAGCGGCACGCGAAAAGCCGUUUCAUCGCAAUGCAAAAACGGAGAAAGAGAAACGCCAGUAUCCCGCUGCUCUCAUCAACUUUCCAGAUCUCUAUACCAAACAUCAACUUCAAGAACUCUUUGAAUAUUACAUCAACAAGUACUAUACGGAAUCGGGAUAUGCAGAAGCUUGGCUCAAGUUUCAACAGGAACGUGGCACUUUCAUCGAACAAGGUUUUCAAGUCUUUGUUCGGCAUCAUCACAAGAUACUUGGUGCCUUUCUUGCAUCUGCAUCCAGCGGAAACAUAGAAAGAUAG